Molecule: messenger RNA, 5096 nt
Organism: Uloborus diversus
Lineage: Eukaryota; Metazoa; Arthropoda; Arachnida; Araneae; Uloboridae
Product: serine/threonine-protein phosphatase 6 regulatory ankyrin repeat subunit A-like
Molecular function (GO): protein binding
Source: RefSeq, a predicted model, not a curated record
UGCAAUGUGCAGCGGAAAGCUGCUAUGUAGAAAUUGUAAGAAAAAUUGUGAAUUGCAUAGAAGAUCAAAAGUUACAUAUUGUAAAUGACAUGGCAAACAUGAAGAUAAAUUAUGUAAAACAAUUUACGAAAAAUACAAAAAUGCCUCAAGUGAGCCAAGGUUUAGAAGUCUGUGACUUAAAUGAACAGCUUUGCAUAGCGUCAAGAAACAGAGAUUAUAAUAAAGUUGAAAAGUUACUGAAAGAAGGAGCAGAUAUUACAGAAGGAUAUGAAAAAGAAUACGAUAAUAUUCGAGAGACUCUGCUUAUGACAGCGGCAGAGACGAAUGACGUAGAACUAUGUCAAGCUUUGUUACGUACCCAAAAUAUUAAUGUCAACAAAAGAAAUCUGUAUGGCAAUACUGCUCUUCAUGAAGCAUCAAAAAAUGGACAUGCACAGACAGUUGAAGUCUUAUUACAAAGAAAGGGGAUUGACGUGAAUAUAGAAAACACCUGGGGAUAUACUUCUCUUCUUUACGCGGCAUGGCGUAAUUAUGAGGAAGUAGUAAAAAAUUUAUUGGGUGUGCCAGAAAUUCUGGUCAAUAAAAAAGAUAAGUUUGGACAAACCGCUCUGCAUGGAGCAGCUGGUAGAGGUCAUUGGCAAAUUACAAAAUCUUUGCUCAACAUACCAGAAAUUUUGGUUAAUGAAAGAGAUAAUGUUCAAGGGUGUACUCCACUUCACUUGGCAGUAGAAUAUGGGCAUUCGGAUUCGGCUGAAUCUUUGUUGAAUCACCCGGACAUUGAUGUGAAUGUGAAAGAUCAGUUGGGACAAACUCCUCUACACGUGGCUGCGUACCAUGGUAAUUUGCAAUUGGUUGAAAUGUUGCUAAAAGCUGGUAUUAAUGUGAAGGAAAAAAGUAAUGCAGGACUUACAGCUGCACAAUGUGCAGCAGAGAAGUGUUAUGUAGAGAUAGUUGAAAAAAUAGUGAAUCAUAUAAGAGGUGUAGAAUUACAGUAUGUUAACGACAAUAUAACAAAAAAUAAAACUCAUGACGAGACACAAUCUCAGAAAACUCCAAAACUACCACAAGUGAACCAAGAUGUUGAAGCAAAUGCCAUAAAUACUCAGCUUCUGGAAGCUUCGAGGAAUGGCGAUUCAAAGAAGGUUGAAAAGUUGCUAAAAGCUGGUAUUAAUGUGAAAGAAAAAAUUAAUUUAUUACUCACGGCAGCAAAAUGUGCGGCAGAGAAAUGUUACAUAGAGAUAGUUGAAAAAAAAGUGAAUCAUAUAAGAGGUCUUGAAUUACAGUACGUUAUCAACAGUGUAACUAGUAAUAAAUCUCUUGACGAGACACAAUCUCAGAAGGCUUCAAAACUACCUCAAGUUAACCAAGAUGUUGAAGCAAAUGCAAUAAAUAUGCAAGCUUUGAAGAUUGGUGAUUCGAAGAAGGUUGAAAAGUUGCUCAGAGAUGGAGCAGAUAUUGCUGAAGAGUAUGUAAAGGAAUAUGAUGCUAAACGGCAGACUCUGCUUAUGAAAUCGGUGGAGACAAACAACGUAGAACUGUGUGAAGCUUUCAUCAGCGAUAUAACUAAUGUUAACACACAUGAGACAAAAUUUCAGAAAACAUCAAAAUUACCUCAAGUGAACCAAGAUGUUAAAGCAAAUGUAAUAAAUAUUCAGCUUCUGGAAGUUUCGAGGAUUGGUGAUUCAAAGAAGGUUGAAAAGUUGCUCGGAGAUGCAGCAGAUAUUGCUGAAGAUCAUGUAAAGGAAUACAAUGCUAACCGGCAGACUGUGCUUAUGAAAGCGGCAGAGACAAACAACGUAGAACUAUGUGAAGCUUUCAUCAGCGAUAUAACUAAUGCUAAAACACAUGAGACAAAAGCGCAGAUACCUCUAGUGAACCAAGAUGUCGAAGCAAAUGUAACAAAUAUUCAGCUUCUGGAAGCUUCAAGAAUUGGUGAUUCAAAGAAGGUUGAACAGUUGCUCAGUGAUGAUGAAAAUAUUGCUAAAGAGCAUGUAAAGGAAUACGAUGCUAACCGGCAGACUGUGCUUAUGAAAGCGGCAGAGACAAACAACGUAGAACUAUGUGAAGCUUUCAUCAGCGAUAUAACUAAUGCUAAAACACAUGAGACAAAAGCGCAGAUACCUCUAGUGAACCAAGAUGUCGAAGCAAAUGUAACAAAUAUUCAGCUUCUGGAAGCUUCAAGAAUUGGUGAUUCAAAGAAGGUUGAACAGUUGCUCAGUGAUGAUGAAAAUAUUGCUAAAGAGCAUGUAAAGGAAUACGAUGCUAACCGGCAGACUGUGCUUAUGAAAGCGGCAGAGACAAACAACGUAGAACUAUGUGAAGCUUUCAUCAGCGAUAUAACUAAUGCUAAAACACAUGAGACAAAAGCGCAGAUACCUCUAGUGAACCAAGAUGUCGAAGCAAAUGUAACAAAUAUUCAGCUUCUGGAAGCUUCAAGAAUUGGUGAUUCAAAGAAGGUUGAACAGUUGCUCAGUGAUGAUGAAAAUAUUGCUAAAGAGCAUGUAAAGGAAUACGAUGCUAACCGGCAGACUGUGCUUAUGAAAGCGGCAGAGACAAACAACGUAGAACUAUGUGAAGCUUUCAUCAGCGAUAUAACUAAUGCUAAAACACAUGAGACAAAAGCGCAGAUACCUCUAGUGAACCAAGAUGUCGAAGCAAAUGUAACAAAUAUUCAGCUUCUGGAAGCUUCAAGAAUUGGUGAUUCAAAGAAGGUUGAACAGUUGCUCAGUGAUGAUGAAAAUAUUGCUAAAGAUCAUGUAAAGGAAUACGAUGCUAACCGGCAGACUGUGCUUAUGAAAGCGGCAGAGACAAACAACGUAGAACUAUGUGAAGCUUUCAUCAGCGAUAUAACUAAUGCUAAAACACAUGAGACAAAAGCGCAGAUACCUCUAGUGAACCAAGAUGUCGAAGCAAAUGUAACAAAUAUUCAGCUUCUGGAAGCUUCAAGAAUUGGUGAUUCAAAGAAGGUUGAACAGUUGCUCAGUGAUGAUGAAAAUAUUGCUAAAGAGCAUGUAAAGGAAUACGAUGCUAACCGGCAGACUGUGCUUAUGAAAGCGGCAGAGACAAACAACGUAGAACUAUGUGAAGCUUUCAUCAGCGAUAUAACUAAUGCUAAAACACAUGAGACAAAAGCGCAGAUACCUCUAGUGAACCAAGAUGUCGAAGCAAAUGUAACAAAUAUUCAGCUUCUGGAAGCUUCAAGAAUUGGUGAUUCAAAGAAGGUUGAACAGUUGCUCAGUGAUGAUGAAAAUAUUGCUAAAGAGCAUGUAAAGGAAUACGAUGCUAACCGGCAGACUGUGCUUAUGAAAGCGGCAGAGACAAACAACGUAGAACUAUGUGAAGCUUUCAUCAGCGAUAUAACUAAUGCUAAAACACAUGAGACAAAAGCGCAGAUACCUCUAGUGAACCAAGAUGUCGAAGCAAAUGUAACAAAUAUUCAGCUUCUGGAAGCUUCAAGAAUUGGUGAUUCAAAGAAGGUUGAACAGUUGCUCAGUGAUGAUGAAAAUAUUGCUAAAGAGCAUGUAAAGGAAUACGAUGCUAACCGGCAGACUGUGCUUAUGAAAGCGGCAGAGACAAACAACGUAGAACUAUGUGAAGCUUUCAUCAGCGAUAUAACUAAUGCUAAAACACAUGAGACAAAAUCGCAGAAAACUUCAAAAUUUCCUCAAGUGAACCAAGAUGUUAAAGCAAAUGUAAUAAAUAUUCAGCUUCUGGAAGCUUCGAGGAUUGGUGAUUCAAAGAAGGUUGAAAAGUUGCUCAGAGAUGGAGCAGAUAUUGCCGAAGAUCAUGUAAAGGAAUACAAUGCUAUCCGGCAGACUCUGCUUAUGAAAUCGGCGGAGACAAACAACGUAGACCUAUGUGAAGCUUUCGUCAGCAAUAUAACUAAUGUUAAAACACAUGAUGGGACAAAAUUUCAGAAAACUUCAAAAUUACCUCAAGUGAACCAAGAUGUUAAAGCAAAUGUAAUAAAUAUUCAGCUUCUGGAAGCUUCGAGGAUUGGUGAUUCAAAGAAGGUUGAAAAGUUGCUCAGAGAUGGAGCAGAUAUUGCCGAAGAUCACGUAAAGGAAUACAAUGCUAUCCGGCAGACUCUGCUUAUGAAAUCGGCGGAGACAAAUGACACAGAAUUAUGUGAAGCCUUAUUACACACUCGAAAUAUUGAUGUAAACAAAGGAGAUCAUUAUGGCAAUACUGCACUUCAUGUUGCGUCCGAAAAGGGUCACGUAGAUAUAGUCGAACUCUUAUUGCAAAAAAGGGGAAUUGAUGUGAAUGCAGGAAAUAUCUACGGAAACACUUCUCUUAUUUAUGCAGCAAUGGCUAAUCAUGAAGAGGUAGUAGAGAAACUAUUAAGUGUACCAGGGAUUUUGGUCAAUAAAAAGGAUAACUCUGGACAAACCGCUCUGCAUGCGACGGCUGCUGGAGGUUUUAUAGAAGCCACAGAAUUGCUACUGAAAGCACCAGGAAUUUUGGUCAAUGAGAAAGAAGCUUUGCAUAGUAGUACUCCACUUCAUUUGGCAGUCUACUUUGGUUUUUCUGACCUGGCUGAAGCUUUGUUGAAUCACCGAGACAUUGAUGUGAACGCAAAAGACAAGUAUGGCAUAACUGCACUACAUACCUCGGCAUGCCACGGAAAUUUAAAAGUAGUUGAAAUGUUAUUAAAAGCUAGAGUUAAUGCAAAGGAAAAAUCAGCUCAAGGGCAUACUGCAGUGCAAUGGGCUGCAAAAAAUGGUCACACAAAUAUUGUCGAAACUAUUAUGAAUUACAUAAAAUGCACGGAGUUGCCUAAUGUAAAUCAGGGUGCGAAAAAUAGGAAAAUAUACGAACACAAAUCACAGUCUAUGAAGAGGAUAGAAAUACCAGAAGGAAAUCCAGAUAUCCUUGGGUGAUCUCCCAGAAUUCUUUUCAAAUUAAAAUCUUAAAAAGGUUCAGGCGAUCUUUAAUGAUUGAAAAAGUGCGGGGGCGGUCGCCCCCCUUCCCCCCCAAUCGCCGCCACUGAGAGCUACUAGUACUAUCUCUUGCAUCAAAACAGAGGAGUGGUUCACAUACCAUUUGUAAUGAUUAUCUCCAAAUUUUUAAUUUUGGCACGUACGUCCCUUUGC